Molecule: messenger RNA, 1756 nt
Organism: Paramacrobiotus metropolitanus
Lineage: Eukaryota; Metazoa; Tardigrada; Eutardigrada; Parachela; Macrobiotidae
Product: cation-dependent mannose-6-phosphate receptor-like
Exons: 8
Coding region: 434-1477 (347 amino acids)
Biological process (GO): protein targeting to lysosome
Cellular component (GO): trans-Golgi network
Source: RefSeq, a predicted model, not a curated record
UGACAUAAACAAAUUCUUGUAUUUUUACAGGACCAAAUUCCAGAAAAAUAAUUCAUUCAUUUCGUUGUAUUUUCGCGAUAUGAUUACAUGUUUUGCUGUAGAUUGUUGAUAUACGAUUGAGGGGCAGACGUUUUGCUGUCUGCUGACUUUUUGCUCGUGGCACCUUUUCAAGGGUGGUGUUAUUCACGGGAACAGUGUUAUCUGCCGAAAGUGCUACUGUAGCUGCUGCUGCUGAUAUCGAUUAUCGCGUAUCGGUUCGUUUGGAAUUCGGCGCUACCAACGUGAUUCCGCCACAUCGUGAAAGCAGAGCGCGUUGGCAUUGGAGGUUCGUAGGAUAAAGGACAUCCGCAGAUGCGUAUGGUUUCGAGGGAUUGUAGAAAAGUUCUUGAUCUGACGGAAGUCUGGAAUUGUCCUGGAUAAAACUGCAGUGAUCAUGAAGCGGAAUAAUUUAAUGUACUCAUUUACAUCACUGUUCCUGCUUGUUUGCGUGGGAGAAGUUAUUGGGCAGUGCUUAUUAAAUCCCACAUUAAAGAAGGACGAUGACAAGAAGGCCACCAAACCGAGACAAACUCUGCUGGAUAGAAUUAACAAGAUAGACCCGUCAAUCCGUAACACCGAGAUCACAGCGGUGUACGGUGAUAAGACUUACUUCUUCAAAAUAUGCCCGGAUCGUGCAAAUGUGAAUGAUAAUUCUUCCUUCUACGAAAAGGAAAAAGCAGAUACGCGCACCCUUGGACGAAUGAAUGAAACCGAUGCCAUUCUUGCUUCCACCGGGGAUAUUUUAUUGCUGACGUACACCAAUGGCGAUGACUAUAAUAAUGCUUGCAACAAAACCGAACGUCGCGCAGUAACGUUGAUAAGAAGCACUUCCGUUGAAAAGCCCGUGUUGGUUCUCACGGAGGAAUCUGUCGGCCAGGGCGAAGAUUUCUGUUAUUAUGUGUUCGAACUCUUCGUGCCUUCCACUUAUUUUGGAGAUAUUUUGAAACCAUACGCAGGUGAUUUGUUUGCGUCCACUCCCCCUGUUACUGUCCCUACCACUGUCCACGUCGAGCCAACUGUUGUGUCGACUCAGAAGUCUGUUGUUACGUCGUCAUCUACUGCAACAGGUACGACAGGUGCAGCUCGUGGCAUUCCUGCGGCGCAGACGGGAUCAGCUACUGCCUCGACUGCGGCUCUUAGCACGGGAUCUAUUAUCUUAAUACUAGUUCUUGUCCCAUUGUUUCUCUUUUUCGCCGUGGGAAGUGCGUAUAAACGGUUCGUUGUUGGUGCACAAGGCUGGGAGCAGGUUCCCUUUAUUGAUUUCUGGCGUGGAUGUUGGUCAAUGCAAGCAGAUGGUUGGAGGUACGUCUUCGGGCGUCGUGUACGCGGUAACAGCUACAACGAUUACACAGCUGUCAGUACAGACGAAGAACGCCAACCAGCUCUGGACCGCGGCAGCUCGUCGAAUAAUAAUGAUGACCACUUGUUGCCAAUGUGAUCUGACUUGGACAGCUUUUUUUUACUGAUUGUUCCCUUGGAAGUACAUGGAUUUCUUGAAUUUCUUGUUGUUCGAGUCUUUAUGAUGAGACUUAAAGCUUUAUUUCCCAUACCAAAAAUGCACUUUAUGACAUGGGUGAUGCUUGUGAUUGCCGGCUCGGUGUGCAGUUCUAAUUGAGCAUUCACAAGUACGCAGCUGAAAAUAAUGCAGCACAUGGGAUUGUGAUAAGACAUUUUCUUAUUCCUUAAACAUUUCGUUUGGUAAAAUUGAAAAACUUGG